Messenger RNA from Exophiala spinifera, 2592 nucleotides. RefSeq lists its product as uncharacterized. The record is from RefSeq and is a predicted model, not a curated record. The transcript is spliced from 3 exons. The coding region runs from base 1 to 2592 and encodes 863 amino acids. NCBI's taxonomy places the organism in Eukaryota, Fungi, Ascomycota, Eurotiomycetes, Chaetothyriales, Herpotrichiellaceae.
AUGUCUUCAAUAUCUUCUCUCCUCAUUGAGUGCCUCAAGGAUUUCAACGCAAUCCUCGCUGUGACGGAUUUUGCAGUGCUUGAAAGCGAGGUGCCACGGAACCUAUGGAAAGACGAAUUGGGCCGACUGCGGGUUUGGGCGAGCAACAUCGGUGCUCACCAGACGGGUCAAUCUUCGCUCGACUUUCGGCUCAGAGACACGUCUCAUAUCAAGGACCAAACCGUCAGACUCCUACAAAGACUGCGGCGGAUCCUUAAGGACUUGGAAGGCCUCUUGCACGACCCAGACAGCGACAGAAUUUUAGCUUUGUCCGAAGAAGAUGAAGAAUCCGAAACGCAAGAGAUCUAUCAUAGCCUGGUCGACGCAAUCAACUGCCUAUUUCAGCUUUCUAUGGUGAUUCGCCGCCCAAUACAGCAUGACCGUCUUUUAGGCACCAAAAGAGCGGAUGCGGCUCCCUUUGAGCCCUAUGACCGAGUACAUGUCGGUCAGAAGUAUCCUCAACUUACUCAAGUGGUUGCAGACAGACUUGGUUCUGCGAUCUCCAGACGCAGGGCAACCCUGAAAUACCGAGAGCGACAUCACGCAAAGCUUAGUAAAGGCAUUCAUCACGUCGGGGAUGACAGGAAGGAUGGAACAUCCACUCAACUCUCUGAGACGAUUGCUACCGGCUUCGAAGAACCCAGCAUAACUUUCGACGACACUGCGUCCACUUCUGGCGCUUCACAAACCUCCUAUGCACCGAGCUUAUGGGAAGGCAGCGACCGACUCACCGUUCCUCCGCCUCCUAAAGCGUCAGCGAAUGGACAGCCCUUCGAAUGCCCAUAUUGCUUUUACAUAGUCAUGGUCAGGAACAAGGCUUCAUGGGUACGCCACGUCUUUCGAGACCUCAUGCCGUACACAUGUAUCUUUCCCGAAUGCACUGUCCCGAAUCAGUUGUACAACAGCCGUCGGGAAUGGUUUCACCACAUGAGGAGUUCUCAUAGGUCUGAACUCGAGUCACAAGCUCAUUGCCCUCUGCAAUGUGGCGCGACAUCCAUCUCUGCUGUGCAGCUAGAAAGCCAUGUUGGACGACACCUGGAAGAGUUGGCUUUAUUUGCCAUUCCUCGAGCUAUUCCGGAUUAUGAUGAAGACCCUGAAAACCACCACAGCACCGGUUUUAGGACAGAUGAUUCAAAACCGGAUGAAACCGAUACGGGAAGUUCAGUUAUUGAAGGAAUUAUCGAUGAUAAUACUCAUGAGCGUGUUGCCAAUGAGUUCGCGGCUUCUACCAUCGAUGAUCCUGGCAGAACUGAUGACACCCUUUCGCCUAACGAUCAUGGUGGCAGUCACAAUGAACAUGAAUUUCGGCUAGGAUACGAUUCUGUCGAUAGAGACAGUGAAAGUCAGGCUGAUGUCGAGAGUCCAGAUCCUCUCACUCAUGACGAAUGGACAGAGUUCUCUAAGCAGAUGGUGGAAAGACAAGUUCUGCGCUCUUUUGGACUCCACUUUGAAGAGACCCAGGAAAAGUACUACGUGUCAGGGAAGUUAUCCCAUGAGGAGAUUGCUAGCAUCUUGCGCCAGUCGAGGAUCAUUGGCAAAAGACGAGAGCGGCGAGCUUCGGAAGCAGAGCAAAGGAGUGACAUGCCUCAGAGCAUGGUCAACUCCGCUGAUGGCUCCUCCUCGCGCCCACCACACGACAAUGAUCCCAGUCUCCCCGAAGGCCAACGAAAGACGGAAGUGAUAUCCACUCAGCCUGAAGAUGUGUCUGAUGAAAGUGCUGACACUACUACAUACUCUCACUGGGACCUGCAUGCUCUCAGAAUAGUAGAAGUUGAGCAACGGCAAUCUAUGCCGCAGGUUGAGGGGCUUGAAGAUGGAACCACGGAAACGCCGAAAGGCGCCUUAAUCAGUCCUCGAGAGCUUUUUCUUGAAGAAGGCGGCGACCAGGUCAUAUGGCCUAACGCACCUUUUGAGAACUUGAACGGCGAUGAUCGCACCGGACGCAAACCACGGUGGACCAAAAUCAGUCGUCACCUGGUCAAUCCGGAGGCUUUGGAAGAAGCAGGCGAGAGGUUCGAAGAAAGAGGCGCCUUUGUUGUUGUUCUUCGGGUACUUGACCAGGAAGACGUCGCCAGAUUAGCCGAGAGUACGGCUAGAAUUAGAGAAAGAAGAGUGGUGAGCGAGCUGCACCAGCCUAAUGAAGAAUCUACCCAACAAAAUCUAAGGGAGGUUGCUCCAAAAGGUCGGCUUGGAUCUGCGGCGAUCGAGGGUUACUUUGAAGUUCUCGAAGGUCUUUCUCUUGAUAGUGACCGGCAGCAGGCUAAGACUUCAAGUAAGUCAUUUCUCGAGGAACCAAAGCUGCCCCGGCGACUUUACUCCCGCCGCCAGGAGAGCGACAGCAAUUUAUCAUCCGACGACGAGUUUGAAAAUCGCAUUCCAGCAAAAAACAAUUCCGAGGAUGAAGGCGGAAAACUGGACGCCGAACCCGUCACUUCGCACUCAGCUGGUGAGAGCCGUCUAUCUGCGACAAGAGAAUAUCGAGUCAGGAGAACUGAAGUGAAGUACAGCGGGGAUAACCCGUGGUUCGAGCUACGCGAACGAGUCUGGGGGUAA